CUCCCCUAAGCGGGGCGCCAGCCCUCGGCCACCCCCGCCCGUUCUGGCCGCGAUGCCCGCCCCCCAGGGCCCCGGCGGCCCGCGCCUCUGCUAGGCUGCGGCGGCAUGGCCCGCGCGCCCGGCGCGACCUCUGCGGAUUGCAUCGGUGUGUGGCGGCGGGGCAUGCCCAGGGCACCGGGCACGGCCUUCAAUGGGCGAGGACACGGACACGCGGAAAAUUAACCACAGCUUCCUGCGGGACCACAGCUAUGUGACUGAAGCUGACAUCAUCUCUACCGUUGAGUUCAACCACACUGGAGAGCUGCUGGCCACAGGUGACAAGGGCGGCCGAGUUGUCAUCUUCCAGCGGGAACCAGAGAGUAAAAAUGCACCUCACAGCCAGGGCGAGUAUGACGUCUACAGCACUUUCCAGAGCCACGAGCCAGAGUUCGACUAUCUUAAGAGCCUGGAGAUAGAGGAGAAAAUCAACAAGAUCAAAUGGCUCCCGCAGCAGAACGCCGCCCACUCGCUCCUGUCCACCAAUGAUAAAACUAUCAAAUUAUGGAAGAUUACCGAGCGAGAUAAGAGGCCCGAGGGAUAUAACCUAAAGGACGAGGAAGGGAAACUGAAGGACCUGUCCACAGUGACGUCACUGCAGGUGCCUGUGCUGAAGCCCAUGGACCUGAUGGUGGAGGUGAGCCCUCGGAGGAUCUUUGCCAACGGCCACACCUACCACAUCAACUCCAUCUCCGUCAACAGCGACUGUGAGACCUACAUGUCCGCAGAUGACCUGCGCAUCAACCUCUGGCACCUGGCCAUCACCGACAGGAGCUUCAACAUUGUGGACAUCAAGCCAGCCAACAUGGAAGACCUCACGGAGGUGAUCACAGCAUCUGAGUUCCACCCGCACCACUGCAACCUCUUUGUCUACAGCAGCAGCAAGGGCUCCCUGCGGCUCUGUGACAUGCGGGCAGCUGCCCUGUGCGACAAGCACUCCAAGCUCUUCGAAGAGCCCGAGGACCCCAGUAACCGCUCCUUCUUCUCAGAAAUCAUCUCCUCCGUGUCAGACGUGAAGUUCAGCCACAGUGGCCGGUAUAUGCUCACUCGGGACUAUCUCACGGUCAAGGUCUGGGACCUGAACAUGGAGGCGAGACCCAUAGAGACCUACCAGGUCCAUGACUAUCUUCGGAGCAAGCUCUGCUCUCUGUAUGAGAAUGACUGCAUUUUUGACAAGUUUGAAUGCGCCUGGAACGGGAGUGACAGUGUCAUCAUGACUGGGGCCUACAACAACUUCUUUCGCAUGUUUGACCGCAACACCAAGCGGGACGUGACCCUGGAGGCAUCUCGGGAGAGCAGCAAGCCCCGGGCCGUGCUCAAGCCGAGGCGUGUGUGUGUGGGCGGCAAGCGCAGGCGUGACGAUAUCAGCGUGGACAGCUUGGACUUCACCAAGAAGAUCUUGCACACAGCCUGGCACCCAGCAGAGAACAUCAUUGCCAUUGCAGCCACCAACAACCUGUACAUCUUCCAGGACAAGGUGAACUCUGACAUGCACUAGGUGAGUGGAGGCCCCGGCUCCUACACCCAGCCUGCCCCUACACCCAGCCUCGUGGACUUGUCCCCGACGUGACCUUCAUAGCCACGACGUGGAGGAGGGGAGGAGAGGCAGCGGCACCAAGGACAGGGGUGGCAGUGUGUGGACACUGUCGCGUGGGCCCCUGCCCGGCCAGCUUCCCCAGGCCAAAAUCGCCUCUGGCAGCAACUGUCUGCUUAACAAAAGGGAAAGAAAGGUUCACAGCUAUAGAUCAUCAAAUGGACAUGACUGUCACGCAUCACAGUUCUGGGCUCCUUCAUUCACGUGCCCUCCUAUCUCGGUCUGCGGCCUUCAGCACAUUAAUAGGAAUUUUUAUGUAUCCAGGUUAAUUUUUCACUCCCGUGGGUCCUCUGGGUGGGGGGAGUCUGAAGCCACAUGCCCCCUGUGCCUCACUGGUCCCAGAUACGGGCUCUGGGGAGAGUCGAGGAAGCUCAAACAGCUAGCCAGGGAUUCCCUCGAUUGUAACUGGAGAAAUUUGCCCUGUCUCAGAGCUGAUUUUCUCACCGUUGCUUUUUGGAUAGUGAAUUCAUGCUGAGAAUUUGCAGAUAAGAUUCAAGCUUUUCUUUUAGGUUUCUUAGGUUUUCUUUUAGGUUUUAGCGUCUUUCAGUGUCCUGGGGCCCAGGUCUGGUAGGGCUUCCUGGGAGGAAGGGGAGGGGUCGUUUGGUGUGUGUGGCUGAUCCUCACCUCAUCCAACCACCACCAGCUGACCCUCUGCCAGGUGCUGGGUGUAGUGCCCAGCCCAGAGGCACGUUCAUUUCAUCCCUGACCUUCUCCGUGGUUCUCCCACUGUCCUCCAGUGUUCUCUUGGCACCUCCCAGGACCUAACCCCAGCUCCCACUCAUGACCUUUGUGAAUUCCCCUCAUGACUGCAAGGUGGGUGUCCACUCACUUCCUGCAUAAAUACCACUUGAUCCUGCCAGGCUCUGGGAGAGGUCAACAAGGUUACUGCCUCUGUCCACGUGCAGAAACUGAAGCUCUGAGCGGAUAAACCAGUUGCCCAGGGCAGGCCCCAGCUGCAUGGUGCAGUCAGGAGUCCAUCUAGGUCUCUGCACGAGACUCUUCCCAGUCCAACCACAGUCUAAUAGGGAGCUCUGGACAGGAAAUGCUUCCUUGUCUUGUGAAGUACAUGGAUCCUGGGAGAACAGGAAGAUGGGGAAGACCCACAGGUGGGUCUUCACUCUGCCUGGUGACUUCAGGAGCUCAGCCCUCCCUGGGACUUCUGGCUCCCCCCAUGUCUGCACUGAACUGCCUCCAGGAGGACAUCACAUGUUGUGACUGUAGGGUAUGUUUUCUUUAAGGACCAUGUAGACCCUGAGGACUCUGUCAUUUGGGAGCUCUUCCCCUCUGAGGCUGAGGGCCGAAGAGAAUGUGCUGUUUCCACAGUAGAUCCUCCUGUCCUGCCGAGGCCAGCCCACCCACCCGAGUCGUCUCUGCUUAUGGAACUGUGGCAGAACCAUGCGACUUGGCAUUUUGAUUCAGAACGCAGAGUGCAGAGGCCCGACCAGCCCCAGCUUCCUUUAUUUUGUUUUGUCUAUAAGAUGAAACAUAACCCAGGAAAUAGACGUAACUGGGAGUCUUCUCAGUGGAUUACAGCGUACUUCGUGUGUGUCAAAGCACAACAUGCAUGUGCACUCCCUUCUGGCCAUACAACAUUUAUUUACACAGGAAAAUGGAUCCAUUCUUUUUUUGUUUUAAUCAACAUGAAUGAAGAAUGUUUGUUUAUAUAUCACCGUAAAAUCCAGGAGACCUGGACAGUAUUAUAUGUACAUAUCUAUUCUAACUAAAUUUAACAAUCAAAGGAUUGGAUCACUUUUUCUCCCCUUGUAAAGAGGUUCAAGAAUGUGGUAAAUUGUAUAGAAAUCUUGUUGAAGCCAAAAUCCAGCUCAGAGGGCCUUACACAAUUUCUUGGAUAUUUGGCAUAGUCAUCUCCCUUUGUGAGUCCAAUGUUAAGAGAGGAGACUUGCAUUUACAGCUAGAGGUUACUGUCAAAUAUUAGAUUUAACAUUUAUCACCUUCAAAAUACAAACAUUACAUGGUCUUCAAAAGGAGUUCCUAGUUCCUUACUUCUAUUUUAAACUUUGGGUACCAGAGCAAAAAGGGAAUUAAAAAUAUAUAUAGAAAGGAAGAAAUCUUCUCCAGAGAAAAGUAUGUCUUGGGAUUCCUGGAAAAUAAUGAUGUCCAGAGCAAAUUGUGAAUAAUAAAAUGUGUGCUGAGAACAGAUGUGGGGGAGGGGCAAAACUAGACAUGGAAGAAGGACCAGUAUAAAGCCACAGCGUCACAGCCUGCUCUGCUUACAUUUUCUGGUCUUGAAUGUGCAGGUAUUCACAUGGUCAUGUGAAGUCGUCAGGGUCCUUUCAUUUCUGUUUUUAACCUGACUUUCCCUGAGGAUGAGGCUGUGGGUGGUGGUGGUGGUGUAGGGUGUGGUAGUAAAGUUGUCCGGUUGGUCACUUCGGACCCUGUAACUCCUCGGUGCAUUCUUUUUUCUUUGGUGUCUCACAAGUUAUUCAACUGUUGAAUAAAACUAUAAAUAUGUUAAUACCAGCUUUUUCCAAUAAAAUAACAAAUGUUACAUC
Messenger RNA from Otolemur garnettii (small-eared galago), 4143 nucleotides. It is a transcript of the gene PPP2R2C, whose product is annotated as protein phosphatase 2 regulatory subunit Bgamma. Bases 191 to 1534 code for a protein of 447 amino acids. The record is from RefSeq and is a predicted model, not a curated record. Gene Ontology annotation, biological process: peptidyl-serine dephosphorylation. Gene Ontology annotation, cellular component: protein phosphatase type 2A complex; cytosol. Lineage: Eukaryota; Metazoa; Chordata; Mammalia; Primates; Galagidae. Gene Ontology annotation, molecular function: protein binding; protein phosphatase regulator activity. The transcript is spliced from 9 exons.